Anolis sagrei ordinatus is the source of this 1483-nucleotide messenger RNA. RefSeq names its product RIB43A domain with coiled-coils 2 (gene RIBC2). The record is from RefSeq and is a predicted model, not a curated record. Lineage: Eukaryota; Metazoa; Chordata; Lepidosauria; Squamata; Anolidae.
UUGCCUAUGCUCUUGACUUUAGUCAGAACGAGAGUUCUGAAAUGUAGUGAGGGAGGGGGGAGCGAGGAGGGAGGGGGCGUGGCCACGGUCUCCUAGCAACCGUGUGUUGUUGCUGCUGCUGCCGCCGAAGCCUAUGCUCCCGGUUGAAAAAGGAAGCCACUAAUUCGGCCUAGGCAGGCAUUUCCCCGCGCUUUCCGAGAACCAGUGAAGCCACGGCGAUGCAUAAGAUGGACUGCAACCGCCAAGACCUGGCGGAAGCCAUGAGGCUCCAGAGGCGACGCUGCGAGGAGCUGCAGAGGCAAGGGCGGCUGUUCGACGCCCGGGCCAGGAUCAUCGGGAUUGACACAGAAGCUUUGGAUGCUCAAAUCAAAGACAGAAGGAUCCGAGAAGCGACCCAGAAGGCCUGUGAUGCAGCAAUUGCUUCAGAAAUGAAACAGAAUGACAAGAUCCUCUGCAUUCUUGAUGAACGACAGAAAAGAGACGCUCAAAUCCUAAAUAAAGCUCUCAAUGAAUUUCGUCAGAAAUAUCAACACCCUGAAACACGACGUGAAUUUGACUUGACUGGCCCCCAAGUCCUAAAGAAAGAUACUCCUGCUCGUCUUGCUGACAGUGACCCUCGAUGUACCAUCUCUGGCUUGCAGAAGUUUAUGGGAGAAGACUUAAACAGUGAGAAAAGAUGGAAAUUUCAACAGGAACAAACAAGAGAAUGGCUUUUGGAACAACACAAAGACUGGCAAAAUGCACUGGCAGAUAAAAAGUAUGCUGAUGAUCUCCAUGACCAGCACAGACUGGAACUUGACAAGAAAAUUCUGAACCUACAAAGAAUAGAUGGAGAAACUAGACGGGCAAUUUGUGUUGCUAACUGUGAUUUCAAUAAAGCUCUGGCUGCUGAAUCUAAAGAUAAAAGACUUCUUGAAAAGCAGCAAGAACAAGAAGCUAACGUCGCUGAGAUUGCAAACCUACUUAAAGGGGACUUCUUGUCUGAAAACCCAGAGCAAGCCAUUAGCUCUUUUGGUCCAGGGCGCGUGAUUGUUGACCGAUGGAAAGGGAUGAAUCAAGAUCAGCUGAAAGAAAUACGCGAUAUUCAGAUGCAACAAGUGCUGGAAAAACUGAGGUUGGAAGAAGAAGAACGUCAAAGAACUGCAGAAUGGGGCAGAAAACGUAUUCAGGAAGCGAGGGCAGAAGUACUUUUUGAACGUCAUCAGCAGCGUCAGAAUCGAGAAAUUCGGAGAGCAUUAGAUAAUUCUAAUAUGCAGCUCUCCCAGGAGCAGAAAGCUAGGCAGAGACACCUUCUUGAGAAAGUAUAUACAAAUUUUCCUUCUGGCCAGUAUUACACCCAGUUUAACACCACUAGUCGGUGAUGUUGGAGCAAAUAUUCACUUUCAUACCGAGGAGGUUUGUUUGUAGAAAUGUGUUUUAGCUUUCUCCAGAUAUCUAAUGAAGAAAUACAGUCCUUUUUGACAUAUAAAAGUAAUGAAAAUCA